Populus trichocarpa (black cottonwood) is the source of this 1655-nucleotide messenger RNA. RefSeq names its product peroxisome biogenesis protein 12. NCBI's taxonomy places the organism in Eukaryota, Viridiplantae, Streptophyta, Magnoliopsida, Malpighiales, Salicaceae. The record is from RefSeq and is a predicted model, not a curated record. Gene Ontology annotation, molecular function: ubiquitin-protein transferase activity; zinc ion binding; protein binding. Gene Ontology annotation, cellular component: peroxisomal membrane; peroxisomal importomer complex. Bases 118 to 1323 code for a protein of 401 amino acids. Gene Ontology annotation, biological process: protein monoubiquitination; protein import into peroxisome matrix. The transcript is spliced from 10 exons.
UGCUAGGCCAAAGUGGAGGAUAAGAACUGCAGAGACCAAAAGACUUCUUGUUAUAAAACCUCAGGAAACCCGAACUGAGAAAUUUGAAAAGCAAGCAAGAAAGAAAGGAAGAAGAAGAUGUUGUUUCAAGUAGGAGGACAAGGGACACGACCCACCUUCUUCGAGAUGGCUGCUGCUCAACAACUCCCUGCCAGUCUCCGUGCUGCCCUUACCUACUCCAUCGGUGUAUUGGCAUUAAGAAGACCAUUCCUGCAUAAGGUGUUGGACCAUGAAGAUGAAUUCUUUUCAUUGCUUAUGUUGGUCCUUGAGACUCAUAGCUUGCGGACUACAGAUGCUUCUUUUUCUGAAUCCCUAUAUGGAUUGCGAAGAAGGACGGUGAAGAUAAGAGUAAAGAAGGAAGAUGUGCGUCCAAACUCAGGGGAUGGAAUUCAGCACUCAGGGUUAGAAAAGCACCAAAGAAUUCUUUCAGUUGUAUUUUUGGUUGUGUUGCCUUAUUUUAAGUCAAAAUUGUAUUCAAUAUAUAACAAAGAAAGGGAAGCCAGGCUUCAAGCAAGUUUGUGGGGAAAUGGUGAUGAAACAGUUGAAGAUGCUGAAUAUUUUAGUGGAGGGGAGGCUUCUCUUGUUUCUAGAGAAACAACAAUUAGAGCACGUUUGAUGAAGAAAAUUCAGAAAAUUUUGUUUGUUUGCUACCCUUGGCUGCAUGCUAGUAAUGAAGGAAUGUCAUUUGCUUAUCAGCUCUUAUAUUUGCUGGAUGCUACUGGGUUCUAUUCGUUAGGACUACAUGCACUUGGGAUUCAUGUUUGUCGAGCUACAGGGCAAGAGCUGAUGGACACUACUUCUAGAAUUUCAAAGAUACGAAGCAAUGAACGCGAGAGACUUCAUGGCCCCCCAUGGUUGAAGGCGUUACAAGGAGCAUUGCUAAGCUGCGGAUAUACAAUGCUUGACUAUGCACAAACUGGCUUGAUUGCAGCAGUGUUCAUCUUUAAAAUGAUGGAGUGGUGGUACCAAUCUGCUGAGGAGAGAAUGUCAGCUCCAACAGUGUAUCCCCCACCCCCACCACCUCCAGCCCCGAAGGUGAGAAAGGAGCUUUUCAGUCUUGGAUUUCAUAGCGGGGUUGCCAAAGAGGGGAUUCCACUGCCACCCGAUAGAACAAUCUGCCCGUUGUGCUCCCAAAAGCGUGCAAACCCUUCGGUUGUUACAAUCUCAGGAUUUGUUUUCUGUUAUGCUUGCAUAUUCAAAUAUCUAUCUCAGUAUAACCGCUGCCCAGUCACAUUGAUGCCAGCAAACGUUGAUCAGAUAAGGAGGUUGUUCCAUGAUAUGUAGAGACGUGGAGAUACUGUAGGAGAUAAAUCCACAUAGUUUUAUACAAAAGGUUCAGUGACGCAGGCAAAGCCAUUGCAAGCUAAGCAAAAUAAUGUACAAUUUGCAGUCGUUCUAAACCCCCAUUUAUUUCAGCAGCAAUCCAUGUGACAUAGUCCUACCAGGACCGUACUCGACCCUUCUAUUUCUGCAGGCAAAUAAUAGAAGUCACCUAUUUACAAUUGUAAAUUAUCAAGGUCUUUUUCCCAUUCUCUCUUUUUUUUUUCCUUUUUUUUUUCACACUGGACAUGUAUCUCAGCAACUCAGUGCUAAAUAAAGCUUGAUUUAAUGCCCUA